AUGGCAAGUACUUCAGCAAAAGAAGUAUUUUGUUAUCUUUAUGUUGAUGGACAUUUUGUAAAAGAUUUACAAGGGAAGAUGACCUAUGAAGGUGGGAGAUUAAUUUCUAAAUUGAUUAGAGAAGGCAUAAAUCUUGAAGAGCUGUUGAGGAUGGUGUCAUCAGUGACAGGAGUUGAAAGUGGUGCAUCUGAGUUAAAAUUUACAGUGAAGUUUAGUGAAGACACAUACAUAGAUUUGUUAGACGAUGAGGGAGUACAACAUUUGAUAAAGUAUAAUGAUGAGUCAGCACAUGUGCAUGUUGAGACAAAUGAUAAUGAAAUAAAUGGAGCAAUGGAUAACUCGAUGGAGAUGGAGAAUUUGUUAACAUGGUUACUGCCAGGAUCUCCUUGUAGGCAAGAGCUUGAAAGUAUAUCACCCUCUUUGUCAUGUUCAACACAAAAUGCUCUUGCACCACUGCCUGAGGUUAAUUCGCUUUGUGAGAAAUUGAAGGAGACGGACCCAGACACAGUUGCAAAGUGGGUUGCCUCGACAAAUUAUAGAUUUGAUAGACUUUUUAUUGCAUAUGGAUACUGCAUCAAAGGGUUUCUCCAAGGUGCUCAUCCAAUUUUGUUUAUCGAUGGAAGUCAUUUAAGCGGUCCAUAUAAGGGGACUUUGCUAGCAGCUUCUGCAAUUGAUGCAAAUAAUGACUUAUUUCCUUUAGCUAAUGCAAUAGUGGGUGGAGAAACAUAUGAUAAUUGGGCUUGGUUUCUUGAAAAUGUGAGAGAGAUCACACACCAAGUUCAAUUGACCAUAAUGUCAGACAGGCAUAAUGCUAUUGUUGGUGCAAUACGUGCAAUAUUUGAUGGCAAUCGACAUGCUUUUUGUUAUCGUCAUGUUAAAGAAAAUUACAGCUCAAAAUUUACAAAAAUUAAUAGAGGCAUGCGAAGGAUUGAUGGGAUCACCAAGGAAGAUGCACUUAAGUUGUUGGAUAAUAUUGCAUAUGCAAGGUUGGAAACAGAAUUUCAUGUUGCUAUGCAUCAUUUGAUGGUUUUCUCCCCACAGUUGGCAAGAUGGUUAGAAACAAAUGGGGACAUAAAUCUUUGGGCGUUAGCAAGAUUUCCAUAUAAAAGAUGGGACAAUAUAACAUCAAACCAUGCUGAAUCUUUCAAUGCUUGGUUAGUGAAAGAGAGAAAACAUCAUAUAUGUGCGUUGAUAAAUGAGCACCGAGCAAAAUUAGCGAGGAAGCUAUACAAUAGCAAAAUAGAAAUGGUGAAUUGGUCAAACGGAGUUGGACCACGUGUUGAGGCAAAAUGGAGGGAGAAUGUAUUGAGAGCUGAAGUUAUGGUGGCUGAACAUUAUAGUGUGAAUAUGAUACUAGUGAAGGUAGGAAACAAUGACUUGAGAUUGAAUCUAACAUUGCAAGAAUGCUCUUGUCAAGAAUGGCAAAUGGUAGGAAUUCCUUGUGCACAUGCAUGUGCAGCAAUAAAAUUAGUUCAGGGUAAUAUGUAUUCAUAUGUUGAAGAAUGCUACACUAUUCGUGCACAAGAAAAAAUUUACAGCUCUACAAUGAUUCCGGUGGAAACCAUUGACAUGCCUCAGUUAACCGAGCUACAUUAUGAAGAUUAUGAAAAGAAUACCUUUUUGGAACCACUACUGACUACACGUCCCCUAGGGCGACCACCUACCAAGCGAAGAGAGUCUCAAUUUCAGAAUAAAAAAGUGUAUCAUUGCUCAAGAUGUAAUCAAGCUGGACAUACCAAGAAUAGAUGUAGGAAUCCCAAUCCAAUAUAA
Messenger RNA from Prosopis cineraria, 1770 nucleotides. RefSeq lists its product as uncharacterized. The transcript is spliced from 3 exons. The record is from RefSeq and is a predicted model, not a curated record. Lineage: Eukaryota; Viridiplantae; Streptophyta; Magnoliopsida; Fabales; Fabaceae. Gene Ontology annotation, molecular function: zinc ion binding. The coding region runs from base 1 to 1770 and encodes 589 amino acids.